AUGGUGAAGUUGCUGCCUGCCCAGGAGGCCGCCAAGAUCUACCAUACCAACUAUGUGCGGAACGCCAGGGCGGUUGGCGUGAUGUGGGGCACGCUCACCAUCUGCUUCUCCGUGCUGGUCAUGGCCCUUUUCAUCCAGCCCUACUGGAUCGGGGACAGCGUCAACACACCCGAGGCAGGCUACUUCGGCCUUUUCUCCUACUGUGUGGGCAAUGUACUGUCCUCUGAGCUCAUCUGCAAGGGUGGCCCUCUGGACUUCUCCUCCAUCCCCUCUAGAGCCUUCAAGACUGCCAUGUUCUUUGUGGCCUUGGCCAUGUUCCUCAUCAUUGGCUCCAUUAUCUGCUUCAGCCUGUUCUUCGUCUGCAACACCGCCACAGUCUACAAGAUCUGCGCGUGGAUGCAGCUGGCUGCGGCCACAGGCCUGAUGAUCGGCUGCCUGGUCUACCCAGAUGGUUGGGACUCAAGUGAGGUGCGGCGCAUGUGUGGGGAGCAGACAGGCAAGUACACGCUGGGCCACUGCACCAUCCGCUGGGCCUUCAUGCUGGCCAUCCUCAGCAUCGGAGACGCCCUCAUCCUCUCCUUCUUGGCCUUCGUGCUGGGCUACAGGCAGGACAAGCUGCUCCCUGACGACUACAAGGCCGAUGGACAAGGUAACUCGCCCUCCCCCAGGGAGGUGGGGCUUCCUCUCAGCCAGUCACCGAGGUUUGGCCUCUGGCCAAGAAGUGGAGACACCAAGCCCAGUCAGACACAGCUCUUGUCUCAGAGGCCAAAGUUUGGUGGAGGGUUGCAAUAUGGCAGGUCACAGACUUGUGGGACAGAGGCUGUUCCUGGUGAAAGAAUGUCCCCUUGCCUCCUGCAUUCUCUGGGUCUAUGA
Pteronotus mesoamericanus is the source of this 873-nucleotide messenger RNA. It is a transcript of the gene LHFPL5, whose product is annotated as LHFPL tetraspan subfamily member 5. Gene Ontology annotation, cellular component: plasma membrane. Bases 1 to 873 code for a protein of 290 amino acids. The record is from RefSeq and is a predicted model, not a curated record. Lineage: Eukaryota; Metazoa; Chordata; Mammalia; Chiroptera; Mormoopidae. Gene Ontology annotation, biological process: detection of mechanical stimulus involved in sensory perception; sensory perception of sound. The transcript has 2 exons.